Molecule: messenger RNA, 1642 nt
Organism: Colletotrichum phormii
Lineage: Eukaryota; Fungi; Ascomycota; Sordariomycetes; Glomerellales; Glomerellaceae
Exons: 3
Coding region: 1-1524 (507 amino acids)
Source: RefSeq, a predicted model, not a curated record
AUGGCGGAGAGUAGGAGUGAUAGAACUAGAAGCAAGCAGCUGCCGUCAACGGACGAGCAGACCCCGAAGAAGCAGACUCAGCUCUCAGACGAGCAACCUCAACUGCAUUCGGAACCGGAACCGGAACCGCGAUUAAGUGAACAACUUCCCACCGACACGGAGCCCGCAACUCAAUCACAACAUGGGCCUUUCAUCGACGAUUCCAGCUUGUCCGAAGACUUCGAACAAUACGAGAAGGGAAGCAAGUUGGUGCUCACCUAUCAAGCUCCGCGCCGAACUUACGGCCGUUCUGAGUAUCCCAAUCCUCCAGGCAUCGACAGCGAUGACAAAGUUCUGUCCGAAGACGAAAAGCGCCUCUCUCGCACCGGCUUAGUCUAUCACGAUCGACAUAUCAGCAAUCCUGAUCCCACCCAAGACAAGGCUACAGUCAUUUUGUGUAAAGUUGACGAAGCCAAAUACGAUGACGGAGCCAAACACGAGGACCUAACGUACAAGAAGCAGAAAGGUACUUUCAGACAGUAUCUCACAGAUAAACGCAAACGGGCGAAGCGGUAUGUUGGAGACAUUUUCGACCAGAAGAAUGCGGGUAGUUCAACUUCAUCUCGAGGGGAUCGGAGUGAGAAACAACCAGACGUUGCCGGCGAGGCCCCAUUCAUAGUACCUAUCGACGGGGAGCGCUUGACCGUGGUUCAGCUUGCGAUCCUCAAGGUGUACGAUGCGAUGUUCUACCCCUUCAAGUACGGAAUGAAUCAAGGGCCCUGGAAGGUUACCUCUAGAGUCGAUCAGGAGCACACUCGUGAGGCCGGUGCUUACAAGCAUCUCUGGACUCACAAGAAAACUGGAUAUGAACAACUUGCACCUCAAUACUACGGAUCCUGGGCCAUCGAGCUUACGACUACGAAUUCGGAUGUUGAAGACAAGCAGCGAUUCUCCAGAGCCAUCAUCAUAGAGUACAUUGAAGGGACCAGCAUCGAGGAGCUUUGCUUCCGGACUGCUAAAGAAUACCUUCUCGUUCCUCGCAACAGGAUGUUGCCUAAGAUGGCCGAUGGUACCAAGUGGUGCUUCGACAGGAAGCUUCGCUUGGAAGUCUUCGUGACGCUUCUGAAAGGCUACGUGAACAUGCUUCAUCACGGGGUCAAUAUGCGUCUCGACCCCGAAAACAUUCUCCUCACAGGUAAACUCGGAGACGAGGUUCUCAAAACGCCUCGCGUUGUGGCGAUUGACUAUGUCGACGCCCUGAUCGACGAUGAGAGGAAGGAACCUCUCAGGGUCUACCAACGUUGGGAUAAGCCGCCUCAUCCCUGGGGCGAAAUCUCAUUGCCAAAGAUGCAAUACUUCCACGGCUGGUUUCCCCACCAUUGGACGCCUGAACUUUUCGACAGCUGGCUCAUUUACACCUUCGGACAAUUGGACAAUCCGGAGUACAUGGACCCCAAUAUUUCGAAGGAUCCUAAAUUGUCAAAGGACCCUCAGAUGUUGGAGCAACCUGGUUCAGGCCAAGAUUCUGGACCUGAGCAUUCUUGAGCAUACAAAACGCGAGUGGUGAGGAGUUUCCCAUCAUCACAGAACCGAGGCGACGCAUUGGUGCCGAGUUCCGGCCAGGAGACCCUGAGUGUGACGCACUGAGAGUUUGGAGGCGGGG